UCCACCACCUUAUCCACACUCCCCCAUACAAACAAACUUCUCUCCCUUCUCAAUCUUCCCCAAUUUAUUAUCAUCAUCCCCAAAACUAAAACCCUAAGAAAUCAAAUUAUCCAUACCAGGCAGAAAUAAACAAUGGCAGCCACGAUAUCUCCGGCGACAGUCCUUGCCGCGGCCGCCGUGGGCCCCAGCAGCAGAUCGUCCCAGAGGAGGCCACGUGUCAACUACAUCAACGGCCUCAAUUCAUUCGGCGGCCUCAAGGCGAACAACAGCGUCGCCGCGUUAGGGCUCCCGGUCUGCACCGACCACUCCUUCGCGAUGAUCGUCAGCUCGUUGAAGAAGCCCUCGCAGAGCAGAAACGGCGGCGGCGGCGCUCUCACCUCCACUUGCAAUGCUAUUGGUGAGAUCUACACCAUCGCCGCCAUUAUGCCCGCCCUUGUUCUCGUCGGCGUCGCCAUCGGAUUCGUCCUUCUCCGAAUCGAAGCCAUCGUUGAGGAAGAAUGAUUGGGGAAACUUCCAAUUUGGUUCAUAAUUGUUUUUUUUUUUUUGGCUGUUUUUAUUUGAUUCUAUUUUGAAUGAACAUCUGAUUUAAAAUUCCAAUUCGCCUACAUUAUAUUCAUAAAUAUAUAUAUAUAAAGUUGUAAUAAAAUUAAUUUCUUA
Molecule: messenger RNA, 657 nt
Organism: Erythranthe guttata (spotted monkey flower)
Lineage: Eukaryota; Viridiplantae; Streptophyta; Magnoliopsida; Lamiales; Phrymaceae
Product: cytochrome b6f complex subunit (petM)
Cellular component (GO): cytochrome b6f complex
Source: RefSeq, a predicted model, not a curated record